AUGAACGAACUAGUGGUGUUCGAGUCGAACCACCAGAAGGCCAUCAACGACUGCGAGCUGGACUACUACAGCAAGAAACUGGCCACAUGCUCCAGCGACAACACGGUGAAGAUAUUUGAUGUGAGCCUUUCAAAGGAACCCGUGUGCAUCGCAGAAAUGCGAGACCACAGCUCAGCUGUGUGGAAGGUAUGUUGGUCCCACCCCAAAUAUGGGAGCCUCCUAGCUAGCUGCUCCUACGACAAAAGUGUAAUCAUAUACAAAGAAGUACACAUGAACAAGUACGAUAUCAUUUACGUGAACAAUGAACACAACAGUAGCGUAAACUACAUAGAAUGGUCUCCACAUGAAUAUGGCUUGCACCUAGGGUGUGCAUGCUCAGAUGGACACAUCAGUGUCAUAUCGUAUGAUCUAAUGAAAGGAUCUAAUGGAGAAGGGCAAUGGAACAAGUAUAGUGUGAAAGCGCACCUGAAUGGAACCGCCUGUAUAAGCUGGGAAAAGACUCAUAAGAAUAAACAUAUGAAUGAAGGGACUACUGGAGCACCUGCAGUAGCAACAGCACAACCAUCUUCAGCAGGGGUAGGAGGAGGAGAUCAUGCAAAUGUAUUCCAAUUAGCGUCAGGAGGAUUUGACAAUCAAGUAAUCAUAUGGAUGUUCGAUAACACCACGAAAGAAUUUCACAAAGUUUACCAAAUGAAGGACAAGCCACACAACUCUUCAAUUAAAGACAUCGCGUGGAGGCCAAACCUAAACAACAGCACGAACGUAAUUGCCUCAUGCUCAGAUGAAGACAUUGUAAUCCUGUGGGUAGAGGACUUGAGUAAUAAUCAGUGGAGGAACGGACAAGUUAUUAAGGUAAAGGACAAAGUUAGUAAAGUGUGUUGGUCACCCAAUGGAACCAUUCUAGCCAUUGCAUGUACAAAUGACAAUGCCUACUUGUAUAAAGAAGGAUUAGAUGGCGUGUGGGAAGAGGUGUGCAAUUUGGCGGACAAUGAAAAGCUACAUGCACAGAUGCAAGCACAGGAAAAUAUUAGCGAUCAUAUAGGGGAUAUUAGUGCAGGCGGAGCAACCAUGUCGGCCACCCCCAUGGGAAAUGUAUCAACCAAUCAAGUGGACCCUUACACCGGAUCAUACAGCAACAACCCUGGUACUCAUAACGAACCCCCUAAUUCCUUAAACCCUGUGAUGGCGCCCCAAACGAACUAUGGUAAUAAACCCGUCCCCAAUAGUAUUGGGGUUGUUAACCCUGUGGGGGCUGCAAACCACAGCAGUGGAAGCACCCCGGGGAUGGUUAGAGGUGGAUUAAAUACUCCACACACGAGUAAUAGUAACAACCCUUAUGGUCAAUCUGUUACUCCUCCUCCCAUGACUCCAGGCAUGAUGCCACCCCCCUUGAACAAUAACACCACCAUGAGUCAACAAAACGUCACUCCAAAUUAUUUAAUGCCUUCACAUAAGAAAACGAGUACUUCAAGUGUCACAUCCAAUGUUUCUAGCUACCCCAUGGGUGGUAGUGGUGGUGCUUCUGUUGGUGCUGGAGGACUUCCGCCUCCCCCACCUCCUCCAGUUGCACAAGACCAGGGUAAUGCCGCCCCCUAUGGUGGUUUGAAUUAUUCCACUCCACAAGUACCCACACAGGAUGGAAGCGUCUCUGCGUCACAAUUUCCUACCAUGCCCCCUUCUGCAAAUGUACCUGCCGGGGUACCCAUGGGUAAUAAGCCGAACAUCCCAGGACCCCCUCCCCCACCUGGGGGACCACCACAGCAGGCGCAGCAGCAGCAGCCGCAAGCGUACCCACCGCACCAACCACCAUUUCCAGGCGCUAGUCCCAGCACGAUGAAUUUUUCCAAACCAGGUAGCCCAAUGCCGCCCGCCCAAUUUCAAGGCGCAAAUGCGAACAAAACAAGUUUUAGCACACAACCAAUUUCGCCUCCUCCACCCCCUCCCCCAUUUGGUUCGACGCCUCCACAACAAGGACCUCCUGUGACCAAAGGAAUGAACAAAACAAACACCUUCUCAAAUUUUAACCCAAAUGUGAUGACUCCACCGAACGCCCCCCCACCAAUGGGCACGAGUCCCCCAGGACCACCUCUAAAAAAUGUGAGCCCCCCAGGGAGUAGCUACCCCCCAAUGAAUUACUCUCAUCCACCCCCACCUCCUCCCAAUAUGAUGGGCGGUGACCCAGGUGCGAACCGACCCCCAAAUGCACAGUACGGCGCGUACCCGAGUUAUAACCCGCCCCCCCAGUAA
This is a messenger RNA of Plasmodium fragile, 2247 nucleotides long. RefSeq lists its product as uncharacterized. Gene Ontology annotation, molecular function: structural molecule activity; protein binding. The record is from RefSeq and is a predicted model, not a curated record. Lineage: Eukaryota; Apicomplexa; Aconoidasida; Haemosporida; Plasmodiidae. Gene Ontology annotation, biological process: COPII-coated vesicle budding; protein import into nucleus. Gene Ontology annotation, cellular component: COPII vesicle coat; nuclear pore outer ring. The transcript has a single exon. Bases 1 to 2247 code for a protein of 748 amino acids.